AUGCCGUCCUCGAAGACGGAAAGGGAUAUGCAAAGUUUCCUGAGAAAAUUGAACUAUAUUUCAAUAUUUAUUUCUAAUCUCCCCCCUAAGGCUGAGCCCAUUUUCAAAUUGCUCAAGAAGAACAAUACCGCGAAGUGGGCUAAAGCUUGUCAGGAAGCCUUCGAAAAGAUUAAACAGUAUUUGUCAAGCCCACCUGUAUUAGUUCCUCUAGCAAUGGGCAGGCCGUUAAUUUUGUACAUGGCAAUUCAGCAGAGCUCAAUGGGUUGUGUUUUGAGGCAACAUGACAACACUGGGAGAAAAGAAAGAGCCAUUUAUUAUCUAAGCAAGAAAUUCAACGAAUGCAAGUCGAGGAUGGACCCAAUUAAGUAUGUGUUCGAAAGCCCAUUCAUACCUGGAAUAAUAGCGAAGUGGCAGGUCAUACUUUCUCAACAUAACAUUGUCUAUAUGACAAGAAAGGUAGUAAAAGGAAGCGUGAUAGUAGAUCUCCUGGCGAAAAACCCAAUUGACGAUUAUGAGGCCUUGGAUUUUGAAUUCCCAAAUGAGCAUAUUAAUGCAAUAAGUAGCGAUGCUGAGGGGCAAGAUGAUGUGUGGGAAAUGUAUUUCGGCAGGGCGAUUAAUUUAUCCGGUAAUGGGAUUGGGGCGGUGCUAAUAACCCCAGAUGGGAAAUAUUUCUCGAUAGCUAUCAGGCUAAAGUUUGAUUGUACCAACAACGUGGUAGAGUACGAAGCCUGCAUAAGUGGUUUACAAGCUGCCAUUGAAUUGAAGAUAAGGAAAUUGGAGGUGUAUGGGGAUUCAGCUCUGAUCAUUUAUCAAGUCAAGGGAGAAUGA
Molecule: messenger RNA, 828 nt
Organism: Hevea brasiliensis (rubber tree)
Lineage: Eukaryota; Viridiplantae; Streptophyta; Magnoliopsida; Malpighiales; Euphorbiaceae
Exons: 2
Coding region: 1-828 (275 amino acids)
Molecular function (GO): nucleic acid binding; RNA-DNA hybrid ribonuclease activity
Source: RefSeq, a predicted model, not a curated record